Messenger RNA from Centropristis striata (black sea bass), 2811 nucleotides. RefSeq names its product G protein-coupled receptor 182 (gene ackr5). Gene Ontology annotation, cellular component: membrane. NCBI's taxonomy places the organism in Eukaryota, Metazoa, Chordata, Actinopteri, Perciformes, Serranidae. The record is from RefSeq and is a predicted model, not a curated record. Gene Ontology annotation, biological process: G protein-coupled receptor signaling pathway. Gene Ontology annotation, molecular function: G protein-coupled receptor activity. The coding region runs from base 88 to 1188 and encodes 366 amino acids. The transcript has 2 exons.
UCUGCAGGCUUCACACAGAACAGCAGCGAGGCCUCAGGAGGGACCGGCCCUCUUCAUCUCCACCACACUCAGCGUCACAGCGAGACUAUGAGCGCUCACGAGCACAACAACCACUCGUUGGACUACUUAAACGGCACGCCAUGGUUCAUCCACGAUUGCACCAUAGAGCUAAACGCGGCCGGAGACUACCGCCGCAUCGGCCUCUUCCUCAUCUACCUUUUCAUCUUCGUGGUGGGCCUGCUGGAGAACGUGCUGGUUGUCUGGGUCAACUGGCGCCGACGCCACUCGGCCAAUGGCGUUCUUUUCUGCAUCAUCAACGUGAGCCUGUCGGACCUGAUGGUGAUCGUGAUCUUGCCGUUCUUCAUGAUGGAGGUGACCAUGGACAAGGUCUGGCUGUGGGGGCGCUUCCUCUGCAAGGUCACCAACCUCAUCUACGUGGUCAACUUCUACAGCAGCUCCUUCUUCCUGGCGUUUAUGACCCUGGAGCGCUACCUGUCCCUGACCCGACCCUCGUUCCCGGCCUUGUUCCCCGUGGUGGGCCAGCGCCGAUGGGUGCUCUGCGGAGGCCUGUGGGUGCUCUCCUUCUUCUUGGCUCUGAUGGAGAACAUCCAUGUGGAUCUUCUGGAGUGGGACGAGCCGGGCUGCUACAUGAUGCCUGAGUACGCCUACAUGGAGUGGUUUGUGUCCGUGGCGUUCCUUUGCUUGAUCUUCCAGUUCCUCGGGCCUGCCACCGUCAUCAUCACCUGCAACGUGCUGAUCGCUCGCGCCGUCCGAACGGCCCCUGACGUACAGAGCCAGCGGGACGUGUGGCUGGUGCACGUGUACUCCCUGGUGUUUAUCUUGUGCUGGCUGCCGUAUCACUUUGUCAUGUUCAUGCUGAUGAUCGACGACCUCAACCCCUUCAUCCUCAGCUGCAACGCCGUGGAAGUCCUCUACUUCUCGUUCAGUGUGGUGCAGAGCCUGUCACUGUUCCACUGUGUCGCCAACCCCAUCCUCUACAACUUCCUCAGCAAGAGCUUCCGCAACAACCUGAUCAACACCGUGGUGGACUUCAUCCCUAGAGAGGGAGCUGGGGGCCAGCUGGGAGCGGCGAUCGAGCCCAACGCCACCAAUGGCGGCGGGGGCGACCUGGAGAAGCAGCGCAAGUUCAGUAAUGCCAGCACCAGCCAGUCUGAUGUAGGAUCAUAAAAGAGAAGAGAAGACGUUUUUCUAAGAAAGACUCAAGAUGGACUGACAGACACCUUCCUCUCAUAGUCUGCUUCCUGUUGUCCUUUUUUUUUGUAUCUGAUCAAAGUUUUAAAUAGAGGAAGAGGGAAAAUGUUUUUUUUUAUUUUUGCCCCUUCAAAGCUGCUCAACUCCCACAGGAACUCAUGGCAACCUCUAAAAUCUCCUGGCACAGACAAAGAAUAAGCGCCACACCAGGAAUGUGUGUAAACAAACCUGCUGUCAGUCCGUCCAGUGCUAGAUAAAAGCAGAAUCCUUAUAAACAUCUUGCAAAUGUGAAAACUGUUUUUUGUUUUAAUUGCAGAUCUAACAGGUAAAUCAUAAUUCACUUCAUGAUUAUUUAUCUGUUCCUGUAGUCGUAAUAAAUACAAUGAAACUCAAUCAAACCUGGAUCAGUUUAAGCUGCAGAGUAUGUACUUUGUUAUCUCACAUUUUUAUGGACUGGAUUUGAAAAUUCUUCCAUGACUUUACAUUACAGAGUGGACUCAAGUCUGGCAAACAAUGCAGCAAAAAAGGCAUGCAGACUAAAGCUCAGACUGAUAAAAAAGAAAACAUUUUAAUUUAUUCUCAUUAAAUUAAAAAAAAUGAAGAGAGGGACAGAAUGUCGGGGAAUGAGUUAAGAAAUGUGAGUGAUAGUAAACGCAUAACUUAGUAGAGGUACGUUAAGUGACGUCAACAACUGCAGAAAAUAGUAAUUUGUGGUUAUAUUACAUGACAGUUGUCCACUGGAGAUUAACCCUCUGCACCCCAACGAACCGUUUCAGGGCGUUUUUUUUUUUUUUAGCUCUUGGAUUUUACUCUCUCUGUCCUUGUAUUUCACUGCAAUAUAUAAAAUCUAUAUAAGUCCUGCAGCUCUAUGGAAUCAACACAAUCAUGGCUAGAAGUGGGAACAACUCAGACAUGUCUUUGUGCAGAAUUACAGUUAGAAUGAAAGAAAUCAGAGUUGAAUUUCUCUAAGUUAUUAUUUUUUUCAAAUUGGAAUUUAUAUAUAGGCUACAACACUUUUCCAAGUGUCAUGUUAUUGGAAAAAAAAAUUGUGUCUCCACAUAUUGUACGAUACACUGUAUUGUCAUGUUUCCAGCCUCUCCUGUCCUCUCUUCUCUGCUCUGUGUAAACAGCCUCUCCUGUCCUGUCCUCUCCUCUCUGCUCUGUGUAAACAGAUUUUCAGUGAAUAUUUGUCACGUGACCGUUGGUCUCAGCAGAAUCAAUCAUGUCUUCAAAGUGUCUCUGAGGAGCAGAAUUUAAUGUUUUUAACAGGAUCUGGUUAGUGAAAACACUUUAUUUUAAAUGACACAUGUAGAAUAAAGAGAUUCUGACACAAAUAUCAACAUUUUAAGCUUCGUUUUGGUCAAUUCCUAACCUGUUCAAGGACUGUCGGAAAGUUCAAAUGCAGACGAUAAUGCCUGUUUUUACAGUUUUUUCUACAAUAAAUGAUGUGGGUUGGCUUUUGGGCAAUCUUUUAAAAGAAACAGGUUUCAAUCAAUUUUAUUACACACACAAUUAAAUGCCAUGGUUUUUACUAAACGUUCAAGGAAUAAACUGCAGCCCUGAUUCCAAAAACGAUCAAAUCAAAUUCAGAUGUCAGAG